Messenger RNA from Paramacrobiotus metropolitanus, 2063 nucleotides. Its product is annotated as mucin-2-like. Gene Ontology annotation, molecular function: chitin binding. Gene Ontology annotation, cellular component: extracellular region. The transcript has 7 exons. Bases 252 to 1943 code for a protein of 563 amino acids. The record is from RefSeq and is a predicted model, not a curated record. Lineage: Eukaryota; Metazoa; Tardigrada; Eutardigrada; Parachela; Macrobiotidae.
UUUAAUAAGCAACGGAAGGUUGUCGAAGAUCAUUGCCAUCGCCGAAUUCACUUGCAACUGCAUUUGCAAAACUGUACCUGCUUGCUUUUUCAGUGCACAGUGCCCAACGAUCUACAGUACCUAUAAGAAUCGGUAAUACGUAUUGUAUUUUGCUGAUUAUUGUCAUCCUUUAUCAGUUACCACCUAUAGAUAUUGACGUAUCACGUUUUGAUUCUGUAUUCUACAAUCUCCCGCAUUAAUCUUGUUCCGAAAUGGACUUCCUUAACCCAUUAGGCUUGAUUUUCUUCGUUUUAAUUGGUUACGCUGCCAGUCAAACGGCGGUUAACGAAACAUCGCCGGUACCGGCCUUAAACGCCACGGUCCCUGUUGACAGCAACAAUGCAUCCACAGCUAAUUCCAGUGCAGUGCUCUCAAACAAUUCAUCAGUUCCGGAUACAAACACUCCAGCCGCCAGUGCAACCGUAGAAUCGUCAUCCAACGGCACGAACGCAAAUUCUAGUCUUCCGACUACCACACCAGACGCCGGAAGUGACGCUAACGUCACCGCUGCUCCCGUUGCUCCCCAGGCGACGGAUGCCUCCAUAGCUGAAACAGAAACGUUGUCAUCCGCUGAAGCGCCCGUUACUAGCGCUUCCGGUCCCGGAGCCGGUCCGACGGUAUCGAUCGUUCCAGCAGGAAGUGAUGCCAUUGAACCAGAUACGGUCACUCCUGUUGCCGUUACUGAGCCACUGCCGACGAUGCCACCGGCACCUGUUGCGCCUCCUGUGGCUGCACUGCGUCCGGUAUCGAAUCCAAAUCCCCCAGCCCCGGCAUCACCCGUGGGACGCAAUUUGGCCGAUAUUGCCGCUACCAACGCAAAUCGUCCCAGUGCCGGCUUUCUGUUCGGUGUGGCCUUCAACCCGAAUCCCCAGUGGUCAGCGGUAGGCAUGCGCAACUUGCAAGUGCCCGAAGUGUGGCAGGCGUUGGACUCUCUGGGCCGCAAAUCCGCCUUGGAUGCUCAAGCCCUGUCGGAGCUGUUGAUCAGCGCAGUAGCGGGCAAGGACUAUCCCAUUCGUGCUGAUAUUCCCGACAUCCAGUCGUUUUCCUGUGAAAAGGUCAAUCAAGCCGGUUUCUAUGCUGAUGCCGAUUUCCAGUGCCAAGUGAUCCGUCGGUGUGAUCUUAAUAAUAUCAUGUGGAGCUACAUUUGUCCAAAUAUGACCGUUUUUAAUCAGAUCACCCUUACAUGUGACUGGUUCUUCAAUGUGGACUGUUCUAAAGCUCAAAACUUUUAUGACUAUUCCAACUCUCGUCUUUAUCAUGACGAAUGGGUGCUUCUUGAUGAUUCGCAAGUCACCCAACAACUUGGUGCCGUUGCCGAACCUCCCCGUGCCGUAGUAGCACCGGCCGCCGUGCGCCCACCUGUUGUCCCCGCACCACAACCGUCACGACCGAGCGUUGUCGCUGUCCAGCCAUCCCGUGGAUAUUCCAUCCCUCCCGCUACCACCUCCCGCCCGGUGCCGCCGCCUACACAACCACCACGCAGUAGUGCUCUCGGAGGGGCACAGCAGCCAGUUCCCAGCCUACCACGCCCCGUUGGCACUCCUGUCGCACCGCAAUCCGCACCAUUCCGAGGCAAUCAAAUCCCGCCGACAGCUAGCGUCACUAGCAAUCAGAUUGCCGGAGUGUCUCCAUAUCGACAGACUUUCACACCGACCAGCAACCAGUUUCUCUCGGGAGGACAACGGACGGGGUCACAAACGAAGACCCAGACUAUAGGAGGGCAACGGCAGUCGAUGACCAUGAAUCGCAUGAGUCCUAUGAGUUUGACACCCGGUGUUCUUCCUACUCCGGCUGCCAAUACUUUUGGUCGCUCGGUCAGUCAACAGUCCAACACUGUUGCACGGUCCGGCUCUCCAAGUCCAUUCCCUGGUUUCAAUCGAUUCGCCCAAGGAAACCAAGGAUAGAUGAAGAGAUCAUCAACUUUGUUUGCCUUUUUGUUUUUUAUAUCUUCUACUUUUCCGUUUUUGUAACAUAUCGAUCCUUUUAUAUGCGCAGAAGUACUUGUUGCUUUUAUAUGAAAUAAA